GAAGAACACGAACCGGAAAUUACGGCAGGUCCUUUCCCGACGUAGCUGAGAUAAACAAACAAAAGCAAGGCAUUUUUACACAUUUUAACAGUUUUGUGAUAUUUUUGAGGUACUGUACGUACAGAUAUGCUUAGCGGCAACAAACCGGCCGGCUGAAUAUCUAUUCGCGAAGGCAAAUCAGAGGUAACAUCCUUCUGGCUAAGUUAACUGGAAGGCUACGUAGCUAAGUUGUUAGCUCGACAUGUUUAUUUUAGUGCUUAGACCAAGGAGCGCGACAUGAUGGCGUGAAACUAUUAUUAGCAAACCGCUACACGUUUCGCCGAAAGGUUGUGAGAAACAGGUAAAAACCUGGCUUGAGUUUUAAUCGGAACUGCACUCCGUAAAAUCUCCACAUCUCACCAUGGCGUGGGCUCUGAAACUGCCUCUCACGGAUGAAGUGAUUGAGUCUGGACUGGUCCAGGACUUUGAUGCCAGUCUCUCCGGGAUUGGCCAGGAGCUUGGUGCUGGCGCGUACAGUAUGAGCGAUGUUCUUGCCCUUCCCAUCUUCAAACAGGAGGAGUCCAACCUGCCUCCAGACUCUGACAACGAGAUCCUUCCCUUUCAGUAUGUUCUGUGUGCAGCUACCUCACCAGCCGUUAAACUGCAUGAUGAAACACUCACCUACCUCAACCAAGGUCAGUCCUAUGAAAUUCGAAUGCUUGACAAUCGGAAGAUUGGGGAACUUCCUGAAAUCACUGGUAAAAUGGUGAAGAGUAUUAUUCGGGUGGUGUUUCAUGACCGACGACUUCAGUACACGGAGCACCAGCAGCUGGAGGGCUGGCGCUGGAACAGGCCCGGAGAUCGCAUCCUCGACCUGGAUAUCCCCAUGUCAGUCGGCAUAAUCGACCCCAGGGCUAACCCUACUCAGCUUAACACUGUGGAGUUCCUUUGGGACCCAUCAAAAAGAACCUCAGUUUUUAUCCAGGUUCACUGCAUCAGCACAGAAUUUACCAUGCGGAAGCACGGAGGAGAAAAGGGAGUGCCUUUCCGCAUCCAGAUCGACACGUUUAAAGAGAAUGAAAACGGAGAGUACACAGAACACCUUCACUCAGCCUCCUGCCAGGUCAAAGUUUUCAAGCCCAAAGGUGCAGACAGAAAGCAGAAGACAGACAGGGAGAAGAUGGAGAAGAGGGCACCGCAGGAAAAGGAAAAGUACCAGCCAUCAUAUGAAACCACAAUCUUAACAGAGUGCUCUCCAUGGCCUGAGGUCACAUAUGUCAGCAACUCUCCGUCUCCAGGUUUCAACAGCUCACACAACAGCUUUCCAGUUGCUGAAGGAAAUGGAUCGCCAAACCACCAACCACCUGAGCCUGUUGUUCCGGUAGCGGACAAUUUGUUACCCACGGCAACACCGCAGGAUGCACAGCAGUGGCUUCACAGAAACCGCUUCUCACCCUUCUGUCGACUCUUCACCAACUUCUCAGGGGCAGACCUGUUGAAGCUGACCAGGGAGGAUGUUAUUCAGAUCUGUGGGCCGGCUGAUGGUAUUAGGCUCUUCAAUGCACUGAAAGGACGGGUGGUACGUCCGAGGUUGACCAUCUACGUUUGCCAGGAGUCUCAGCAGGCGCGGGAGCAGCAACCGAAACACGAAAAUGGAGAUGCUGCUGCCAACACUUUCUUUGUAUAUCACGCUAUUUACCUGGAGGAACUCACGGCUGGUGAGCUGACAGAGAAGAUCGCUCAGCUCUUCAACAUCUCGCCCAGACAGAUAAAUCAGAUCUUUAAACAGGGUCCCACUGGCAUUCACGUUCUGGUUAGUGAUGAGAUGAUUCAGAACUUCCAAGAUGAAGUAUGUUUUAUUUUGGACACAAUGAAAGAUGACACAAAUGACGGCUACCACAUCAUCUUAAAGUGAAUUGGGCAAGAAAGUGGCCCAGCCUUCCUCUCUUCUUUAGAUCUGAUCCGAUCAGCCCCUCUACAGCUUCAGACUCCUUGCUGUUCGUGGAAUAUAUGGAAAUGCCCCAAGAAACCCCUUGAGGCAGCAAGGAGGAUCGUGCAACCGAAGCACCUGACCCUGUCUUCACCAAAUACCUUUCUGUCUUACUUUUGUGAGAGUGACUCUGUUACCACAGCGAUUUAACUGCCGCCUCCUCACUCUGCCGUGUUCUCCCUUAAAUGGUUGCGUUUUCCUCUGUCGCUUAUAUCUCAAAAAGAGUAUUGCGGCACUGCAGCUGCUAUUGCCGAUUGUUAUCGCAUCUGGUGUGCCAAAGCCCUGUGCUACAGUCAGCUGUUUGUCAUGUCUUCAAAAAACCAAAAACCCACAAAAAAGGAGAGACGGUUACACCGAGAGCACCUGACUUUCAGUCCGCAAUUCAGCAUGAUUCCUCGUCCUCCUCGUGCUAGAUCGCCUUACGGAGUCCAAGCCAGUUUUCAAGAAACCCGGUACAGCUAACACAAUCACACAUUUGCAUCGAAGAACCACAAGAGGCAUCCAGAUGUGUGGGAAUUGAAGGGAAACUGUUGGAGUCUAGCUGUCCAUCCUGGAUUCCUUUUAAAUGCUAAAAAUGUCUGCCUGUUACUCUGAUUGGAGGGGGGGUAUGGGGGUUUGUCCUGAUCUUCAAACACUCUUUGGUCCUUAUAGUUUGUGUAGACAACAUUCUGGCACAUGUGAUUGUGACAUGAUACAUGCAGUCUGUCUAUGUUAGUGAUCACAGUGGCAACACCAGCAAACUCGUCUUCAUGUGCUUCUUGUCCAACUAUUUAGCGCCCCAGCAUUUCGUUAUGUUUCUUUGUGGCAUUUUUACAACAUUAUUUUUAAGUAGAUCAUUGUUUUAAAAUAGAUCAUGCAUUACUGUUUUUUUUUCUCUUAAUCUUUUUAACAAACUUGCAUCUCUUCAUUGUUGUUUUUUGGAUGCUACCACAUCUGACUGCUAAUGAAUUAAUGGGUUGCUGAGCACACCAGAGCUGCCUGUGAACGGAUAUGAUUAGUUUACGUUUGGUCCUUUGUACUGCUAACAUGAAAUUGAUCGCUCAACGUUUUAGAUAUCCAUCUUUGUCCCAUCUCGUCAGCGUUAUUAAAAUACUUACCCAUCCA
Molecule: messenger RNA, 3073 nt
Organism: Mugil cephalus (flathead mullet)
Lineage: Eukaryota; Metazoa; Chordata; Actinopteri; Mugiliformes; Mugilidae
Gene: tfcp2
Product: transcription factor CP2
Exons: 16
Coding region: 401-1894 (497 amino acids)
Biological process (GO): regulation of transcription by RNA polymerase II
Cellular component (GO): nucleus
Molecular function (GO): RNA polymerase II cis-regulatory region sequence-specific DNA binding; DNA-binding transcription activator activity, RNA polymerase II-specific
Source: RefSeq, a predicted model, not a curated record